Sesamum indicum (sesame) is the source of this 921-nucleotide messenger RNA. RefSeq names its product monothiol glutaredoxin-S10. Gene Ontology annotation, cellular component: cytoplasm. The record is from RefSeq and is a predicted model, not a curated record. Lineage: Eukaryota; Viridiplantae; Streptophyta; Magnoliopsida; Lamiales; Pedaliaceae. Gene Ontology annotation, molecular function: glutathione disulfide oxidoreductase activity. Gene Ontology annotation, biological process: cellular response to oxidative stress.
UUCUUAAUUCUUACACGCCAGACUAACGUUAAAGUUUAAACCCCACACUACACUUCAAUAAUUGAACUGGCCGGAAAAGAAAACCCCCGAGAAGGCAAGCGGAAAAAGGGCUUCGAAAUUCAGCACCGUUUCUUGGUAAUGGCAUCCAUGGCGGCCACGUCUCGCUUAACGAUUAGGAGCUUUGAAUCCGUUUCUCUCCCCCCUCAUUCUUCUUCUCUUCUCCGCACACAAAUUUCCUCUGUUUCUUUCGCGCCCAAACGUUUUUCGGUUUAUUACACUGGAAGAAGGAAUGUGGGUCUGGUAAGGAUUCGGGCCAUGUGCUCGGAUUCAUCCGGGUCCGGAUUGGAAGAGGAUGUUAAGAAGACUAUUGGUGAAAACCCGGUUGUGGUUUACUCCAAAACAUGGUGUUCGUACUCCUCGGAGGUGAAAUCCUUGUUCAAGAGACUUGGUGUGAACCCGCAUGUUGUUGAAUUGGACCAAUUAGGUUCUCAAGGAUCAGAACUGCAGAAGACUUUGGAGUCGCUCACUGGACAACGUACCGUUCCCAAUGUUUUCAUAGGCAGCAAGCAUAUUGGUGGUUGUUCAGAUACUGUGAAGCUACAUCAACAAGGGAAACUUGAAUCGUUGCUUUCAGAGGCUGGAGCUGUGAAAUCAGAGAGCUAGACUUUUGAGUGCUAUUAUCAGUUGAUAUUGCGCCACUUCUACACCGAUUAUUUCAGACUACUACGAGAUAUGCAACCUUUCUCCUCGUUUAUAUACAUUUACAUAUAUCCAUGUAUAUCUUGUCGAGUUAAUAAAAAUACGUCAUCGGUUUCUGCAUCGAUUUGUAUUUGCUUCUUGUACGAGUGAGCGUAUCUCGGUGAACACACUGAUUCUGUGGUGUUAUAAUGCAGAAUUCUUCCAUGUCUUUGUGUUGAUUUA